CCUGAUUCGUCUUAUAGCUGUCUACUUUCGCUCACACUGUAGCUCGAAAUUCCCUCCAAAGUAAAUACACAAUGUUUGUAUUUUUGAAAUGAUUACAUUUAACAUUAACGAGAAGAUAACGUGUUGAUUCACUUAGACACUAAAGUUCUCACGACAUAGCCAGCUGUCACUGUGUUGUUGACAGUGAGGAUUAUUUUGCUCGACGAGAACUGCAGCCAUGAUGGCGUCUAACUACAACGCUAAGGAAGAGUACGGACACCAGCCUGGUGCUACGGGCCAUGGAGGCGCAGGAACUAUGACAAAUAAAAAGCCGGACAACACUGCGUUCAAACAGCAAAGACUGCCCGCGUGGCAACCUAUUUUGACAGCAGGCGCUGUUCUUCCUGCUUUCUUUGUCAUUGGUCUCAUCUUCAUCCCCAUCGGCGUUGGGCUUUUCGUGACAUCAAACAACAUCAAAGAGUUCGCGGUAACGUUAGCUAACAAACCAUAAAGUAUAGAUACCAUAGCAUAGUCAAUUCAUUUUGAUUGUGUAUGGGUUAACUCUGUUGGCUAGCUAACUAUCUUUCAGUUAUUGUUUGCUUUGAGUGUAAUUGCUAGCUAAAUUGUCGCUGUGUUAUUGAUCAUCUCCCUAAUUUACAGAUCGAUUACACUGGUGUUGACAUGUCAAGUCCGUGCUACAACUGUUCUCAAAGCUACAGCUGGAACAGCACAAAGUCAUGUACCUGCUCUGUACCCUUCGCUCUGGAUCAACCAUUUGAGGUAAGCUGAACAUAACCUACAGCCUUAUUUUCCCUUUGGGGUUCUCAAAGUACUGUAUAAUCACAAUUAAAAGUGUAGGCAAGUCGAUCAGUAAUAACUGGACUGGAGGCAUACUUCCGUUUAGUGUCCAUUAACUACUCUUUAUCUGCUCUAUUUAGAAACACUUAAUGGUCGGCCCCUGUGUCUUCAGAAUCGAUCAUUACUAUUUUAAACCAUUGCCCUGAAUGUUAUUUAUUAUGCACUCAAAUAGCUUUUUCAGGAGGAUGUUAUUAUGUGAAGGAAAUCCUUAUUUAGACACUCAACCCCCUGCCCUUUCAUCUUGGAGUUGCUGCAUUGUUGCAUUGUCUUAUGAAGGCCUAUUCUCUCAUCCGAUGAAUAACUAAUCUAAUUCAUGACUCAUUGAUCUGAAAUUCUUCCCCUACAGAGCAACGUUUUCAUGUACUACGGAUUGUCAAACUUUUAUCAGAAUCACAGACGCUAUGUGAAGUCAAGAGAUGACAGCCAGUUAAACGGAGAUAAGACUUCUCUACAGGUAUGUUACAGGUGCACUGUUACGAACCCUGUGGCUUUAAAAGUCUAGGGUGGAUGGAAAAGAGACCCGUAACAUAACUCAUGCAAAUUAGAAUAGUGACACGGAAACAGUGAGAACAAAAAUACAUCGACAACCAUAAGCUACCGUCAAACACAAAAUGUUUAUUAUGAACACACGGUAAAGGUUUGGGAAAAGGGGCUGAGCAGGACCCAAGGAAUGAAACAAUAAUGUCAAAAACCCCUAAACUGAUCUUGCCUGCCUCAAGAACCGCUAAGCUACUGCUAACCAUACAAAAAUACAGUGGGUGGUCCGCUCAGGUCUAACUAGUGUUUUUAGACAAUGUUUUUCCUACGGGUAAUGUAUGCCCAAGGGCAACUUGCUAAAUCCCCCUUUUCCCAGGAACACACAACAUAGUUACCAUAUAGAGUAAACAGCAAAUGAGUGAGUACACAAAAAACAGGACACCACAGUAUCCAUACUCACAAAUGAAAAGAGUCUCUCUGUCAGCAAACACAACUGACUAGCUUUUAAAACAAUGUGAUGUGAGUGAAAAACCAGAAACAGGUGGUGCAAUGCAGAGGAAUGUCCACUGAUUGGUCCACCUCAGCAAUCAGCAGACGAACGGAUGUCGGACAGGUUGGACACCCCAACGAACACCAAUCAGGAACACAAAGGACACCUGUGAUUAGGGCAGAAGGAGAGGAAAAACACAUACAGGAUACCUGUAUCCGUAACAUGCACUUAGAUGUAGCCUAUGCCCUCUCUACUAUCAAGUAUCACAUUAUAUAUUGAAUAGAUAUAGGCCUAAUUGUUAGAUUUAAACAUCUCAUAAUUUGUAUGCUGCACUGAAACAUCUUGGCACUCUUUACAGAGCCCCAGCAAGGAAUGUGAGCCGUACCGCAGCAGUGACAACAAGCCAAUCGCUCCAUGUGGUGCUAUCGCCAAUAGCCUCUUCAAUGGUAAGAUUUGAGGGCAAAAUGUUCACUUAGCAAAAAGUUUUUCCAUUUUCUGUGCCGCAGUCUUAGUAACAUUACUGCACAAACAAAUGCUCAACCACAAACUUACACAACACUAUUUACAGUGCAUUCGGAAAGUAUUCACACCUCUGGACUUUUUCCACAUUUUGUUAAAUCAGGUUCUUGGUCACCUCCCUGACCAAGGCCCUUCUCCCCUGAUUGCUCAGUUUGGCUGGGCGGCCAGCUCUAGGAAGAGUCUUGGUGGUUCCAAACUUCUUCCAUUUAAGAAUGAUUGAGGCCACUGUGUUGUUGGGACCUUCAAUGCUGCAGACAUUUUUUGGUACCCUUCCCCAGAUCUGUGCCUCGACACAAUCCUGUCUCUGAGCUCUAUGGACAAUUCCUUCGACCUUAUGGCUUGGUUUUUGCUCUGACAUGUACUGUCAACUGUGGGACCUUUAUAUAGACAGGUGUGUUCCUUUCCAAAUCAUGACCAAUCAAUUGAAUUUACCACAAGUUGUAGAAACAUCAAGGAUGAUCAAUGGAAACAGGAUGCACCUGAGCUCAAUUUUGAGUCUCAUAGCAAAGGGUCUGAAUACUUAUGUAAAUAAGGUAUUUCAGUUUUUUAUUUGUAAUACAUUAGCAAACAUUUCUCUACCUGUUUUCACUUUGUCAUUAUGGAGUAUUGUGUGUAGAUUGAGGGGGGGGGAAAUAAUUAUCAAUUUUAGAAUAAGGCUGUAACGUAACAAAAUGUGGGAAAAGGGAAGGGGUCUGAAUACUUUCCGAAUGCACUGUAGAUACACGUCUGCCUAUUUGGACCAGCCCUUGAAUAGAGUUUUUGGAGUGGAUUUACUCUAGCUUGCCAUUAAAGCGUCAGUGUUGGUCCACUAUUUCAGAGACCGGGCUUGCUAUUGACUGCCAUGUAUAUCUCCUCAUCAGACACUCUGGAGCUGUAUUACAUUGACCCCAAUGGCUCCAGAACGGCGAUUCCUCUGGUGAAGAAGGGUAUUGCAUGGUGGACGGACAAGCAUGUCAAAUUCAGGAACCCCAGUGGAAACAACAACAACCUCACUGUAGUUUUCCAAGGUGAUUUGCAUACCAUGCAAAAUGACACGACUACCUUGUAAUAAUCAAAUGAUCAUGACUGACUAGGCCUUUUUCCUCCUUCAGGCACAAGCAAACCUGUGAACUGGAGAAAAGCUGUCUAUGAGCUGGACCCAUCGGACUCUGACAACAAUGGCUUCAUCAAUGAGGAUUUCAUUGUGUGGAUGAGGACAGCUGCCCUGCCCACCUUCCGCAAGCUGUACCGCAUCAUCCAGAAGAAGGCCAACAACUUGACCCCCACUCUUCCCCGAGGGGAAUACAUCCUGGAGGUCACCUACAGUAUCCUUUUGAGAAAGACCGCAAUCCAUAUAGAUUCAUGGUAGGCAUACACUACCAGUCAAAAGUUUGGACACACCUACUCAUUCAAGGGUUUUUCUUUAUUUUUACUAUUUUUUACAUUGUAGAAUAAUAGUGAAGACAUCAAAACGAUGAAAUAACACAUGGAAUCGUGUAGUAAGCAAAAAAGUGUUAAACAAAUCAAAAUAUAUUUGAGAUUCUUCAAAUAACCAGCUUCAUGAGGUAGUCACCUGGAAUGCAUUUCAAUUAACAGGUGUGCCUUCCUAAAAGUUAAUUUGUGGCAUUUCUUUCCUCCUUAAUGUGUUUGAGCCAAUCAGUUGUGUUGUGACAAGGUAGGGGUGGUAUACAGAAGAUAGCCCUAUUUGGUAAAAGACUAAGUCCAUAUUAUGGCAAGAACAGCUCAAAUAAGCGAAGAGAAACGACAAUCCAUAAUUACUUUAAGACAAAAAGUUCAGUCAAUACAGAACAUUUCAAGAACUUUGAAAGUUUCUUCAAGUGCCGUCACAAAAACCAUCAAGUGCUAUGAUGAAACUGGCUCUCAUGAGGAACACCACAGGAAUGGAAGACCCAGAGUUACUUCUGCUGCUGAGGAUAAGUGCAUUAGUUACCAGCCUCAGAAAUUGCAGCCCAAAUAAAUGCUUCAGAGUUCAAGUCACAGACACAUCUCAACAUCAACUGUUCAGAGGGGACUGUGUGAAUCAGGCCUUCAUGGUCGAAUUGCUGCAAAGAAACCAAUACUAAAGGACACCAAUAAGAAGAAGAGACCUGCUUGGGCCAAGAAACACGAGCAAUGGACAUUAGACCGGUGGAAAUGUGUCCUUUGGUCUAGAGUCCAAAUUUUAGAUUUUUGGUUUGACUGUUGUCUUUGUGAGACGCAGUGUGGGUGAACGGAUGAUCUCCGCAUGUGUAUUUCCCACCGUAAAGCAUGGAGGAGGAGGUGUUAUGUUGUGGGGGUGCUUUCCUGGUGACACUGUCUGUGAUCUAUUUAGAAUUCAAGGCACACUUAACCAGCAUGGCUACCACAGCAUUCUGCAGUGAUACGCCAUCCCAUCUGGUUGGGCUUAGUGGGAUUACCAUUUGUUUUUCAACAAGAAGGAGAGUGAUUGAGUGCUGCAUCAGAUGACCUGGCCUCCACAAUCCCCCGACCUCAACCCAAUUGAGAUGGUUUGGGAUGAGUUGGACCGCAGAGUGAAGAAAAAGCAGCCAACAAGUGCUCAGCAUAUGUGGGAACUCCUUCAAGACUGUUGGAAAAGCAUUCCAGGUGAAGCUGGUUGAGAGAAUGCCAAGAGUGUGAUCAAGGCAAAGGGUGGCUACUUUGAAGAAUAUCAAAUAUAUAUUUUGAUUUGUUUAACACUUUUUUUUGGCUACUACAUGAUUCCAUAUGUGUUAUUUCAUAGUUUUGCUGACUUCACAAUUUAUUCUACAAUGUAGAAAAUAAAGAAACUCUUGAAUGAGUAGGUGUGUCCAAACUUUUGACUGGUACUGUAUAUGUUUGUAUUGAGAGAACAUUGCACAUAGGAUACAUUUACAUUUACAUUUUAGUCAUUUAGCAGACGCUCUUAUCCAGAGCGACUUACAGUUAGUGAAUACAUUUUUUUUUUUUAUACUGGCCCCCCGUGGGAAUCAAACCCACAACCCUGGCGUUGCAAACGCCAUGCUCUAUCAACUGAGCUACAUCCCUGCCGGCCAUUCCCUCCCCUACCCUGGACGACGCUGGGCCAAUUGUGCGCCGCCCAUGAGUCUCCCGGUCGCGGCCAGCUGCGACAGAGCCUGGAUUCGAACCAGGAUCUCUAGUGGCACAGUUAGCACUGCGAUGCAGUGCCUUAGACCACUGCGCCAUACAUAGAGGCAUAUGAGUUUGUGUUCAGUUAUAAACUUACUCCAUUUAGCUAUAAUUACAAUAAAUCAACCUAUGUCCAGUACAAUGCUUACUGUACUGAAUCUUUAUUCUCUUUUACCAUUCACAACGUCUACAUAGGAUAUAUACAAUUAUCUUUAAAAUCUUCAUGUCCAGAUGCUGCUGCUGUCAUUUCCUUUUAACCAUGUGAACUCAGAUUACCCCGUGCGGAGCUUCAAUGGGAGGAAGCGCAUGAUCCUGAGCACCAUCUCCUGGAUGGGCGGCAAGAACCCCUUCCUGGGCAUCGCUUACAUCACAGUGGGCUCCGUCUGCUUCUGCCUGGGCUUAGUCCUCCUCAGCAUCCACUACAGAUAUGGGAAACGUAACAACAGUGCAGAGAUUUCCAGCUGA
Messenger RNA from Coregonus sp. 'balchen', 5893 nucleotides. The record is from the annotation of a GenBank genome assembly. Lineage: Eukaryota; Metazoa; Chordata; Actinopteri; Salmoniformes; Salmonidae.